CGGGCAUGUAGCGAGGGAGGGCAGGUGAGAUGCCGGGUCGGGCCGGGCAGGGCAGGUGAGGAGGUCGGAGUCCAUCUACAUUAGACAUGUCCGCGCUGCUCGCCGCACUGCGGGCUCCCGAGCUGGUGGCUCAGUUCCAGAGGCAGUGCGGGCUCGUCCCGCUCUCGCCGCAGCGGCCGGAGCAGCGGCGCUGGCCCCAGGUUGACACACAGGCGGCGGCGGCGGCGGCGGGAGCGACCCCAGCCCGGCUCCGGGACGCCUGGAGCCAGCAGGCGGGCGGGGACAGUAACGGCGCCGUGACCCGGACUGCGAUUCCUCAGAAGAAGUACAAGAUUGAGAAUUAUUUCCUCUACUACCUCUUCCUGUUUGCUGCCACGUUGGGCCAGGAGGUUUUUUACAUCACCUUCCUUCCUUUCUGCUACUGGAACAUUGACCCACAUGUUGCUCGGAGAGUGAUUAAUGUCUGGGCAGUUGUGAUGUACAUUGGGCAGACUUCCAAAGAUGUCCUAAGAUGGCCGAGACCUCCGUCACCUCCAGUAAUCAAGCUUGAGGUGCGGGUGGAUGCGGAGUAUGGGAUGCCUUCCACUCAUGCCAUGGCGGCCACUGCUAUCCCCUUCACCUUCCUCCUGGCCACUAUGAACAGGUACAAGUACCCCUUUGAGCUGGCAUUGGUAUUUGCUGUAGUCAUUUGUACCUUGGUCUCGCUCAGUCGUAUUUACACAGGAAUGCAUACAGUUCUGGAUGUGCUCUGUGGAAUUGCCAUCACUGCUGUGCUGGUAACUGUCUCCUACCCUCUCUGGGAUGCCAUUGAGGCUUUUCAAAUGAAGAAUCACUUUGCUCCUGUGUUAGCAUUGACUCUGUCCUUCCUGCUAGCUAUAAACUACCCUGAGCUGGAUCACUGGAGCACAGCCAGGGGUGACACCACCAAUAUAGUCAGUGCAGGUGGAGGAGCUACUCUGGCCACUUGGAUUAAUUAUCAGUGGAACCUCAUCCCGGAUGCUGUGUCUGCUCCUCCCUAUGAAAUGCCUUCACUGACAAUUGAGCUCAUCUGUAGGAUGGGGGCCCGAUUUGUCAUUGGUAUUGUGAUCGUAUUUUUUGCCCGGCAGGCUAUAAAAUCUGUGGCCUUGGCUUUUGUCUGCAAAUUGGCUGGAGUGUCCCCUGGCGACAAGCAGGCUCGGAAGCUCCUGUGGGUGGAAGUACCCUACAAGUAUAUUACGUACACAUGCCUUGGAGUGGUUGGACUUGCACUGUGCCCAGCAGUGCACAGAUAUUUAUCACUUUGAUAUUGUUAUUAACGUACAUCACUGCAUGCUAGGAAUCUGUAAGAGCUACUGGUGGACAUAGUGCAGAAGGCCGCACCAAUUAGUCUGUUGGACUUUGGACUCAGCCUGGGCUUAGUCAACAAUCUGAGGGACAGAAGGUCAAUGUUCUAUAGUGAACAUCCCUCAAUUGACGAGCUACAAAUUCUCUGGCAGGAGAUGGACAUUCUUCUCUUGUUGUUCAGUUGUUGCCUUGGCAAAUAUGUUUGUAUUUAGGAUCUUUGUUUUGCACUGCCUCUCAGGGUAUACACAGUCAGUAUGGAGUAUAGGAACAAAGUAACUCAGUGGGUCAGGUAGCAUCUGUGGAGAACAUGAAUAGCUGACGAUUGAGUAUAGGAACAAUUAGUUUAAUUCUAUGCCUUUAGCUCUUUAACAGAUAACUCAUUCCCACCCGAGUCAGAUUUUGAAUGGUUUGUUUGCUCCACAUCUGGGUUGGGUGCAGCAUUUGCUUUAAACAUUAUCAGCAGUGGUUCCAUCACAGACCAUUCGAUGGGCUAAAUUUUAUUGCUAAUAUUACUCUGGUAGCUGCUCUCCAUUUGAUUUAAUGAGCUCAGCGGUGGUGGUUUGUGAGCCGAUGAACUGGUGGCCAUUGUCUUCAGGGAAUCUCUGGCCAGAGGGUGGGACACAGUGCUGCCCUUGGAAGAGUUAGGAAAUGGCCCUGGUUCUCCUCUACAUUUUAUACAAUUUAAAAAGCAUUAUAACUUUUCAGAAUUCCAACCACUUAGCUGAUCUGGACUUACCAGUGGGGAUGAAAUUGGCUUACCUGACCCACAGGCCUUCACUGACUCGGCUUGCAGAUCUACAUGUGGGGUGCUGACUGUGAACAAGUCUUCACCUGUGGACAAGGUGCUGACUGGAUGUGCAGAGCUCCACAGAUCACACAGAUGUUGAGUACAUUUACAUGUCUCUAGAUUACUGCGGGGACUUCUGACACCCAACAACCCAUCAUUCACCUCCAUCCCAACUCCAAACCCAUACCACAGAUUGGCGUCUUGGGGAUUAAUUGGGUUGGGUGGAGAUUCCAGAUCUUUCAAGAGCUGCAAGGAAUACCUGGGUUUGGUGGAGGCCUGUUGCUAAUGAGGCUGUCAUGUAUUCUGGAGCACUCGGCAGGAGCUUUUGAGUCACAGAAUUUCAGCAAUUGUGUCCAACAUGAAUCUACUAAAGUAAAAUGAAAACAUAAAUACAGGAACUACUCAGAUGGUCAGAAUCUUUAACUCUCGGAGAACCAUGAUGAAGGUAUUUUACCUGGGGGAGGAAACAAGAAUGAAGAUCACACAGGAAAGCAAUAUCUACAUAUUCUAUGCACAUGUUAUGAUGUUAAGAUGUUUUCUUGCAACAUCAUUCUGUUCUUGCCCUGGUGUGAAUGUUAAUAGAGACACACUUGACUGUUAGAACCCAGAUGAGCCACAAAAUGAAUUUGCAUUCUGCUUUGAAAAUACAGUAUUUGAAAUGCCUCUGUUCAAUCUUGAUUACUGAAAUCCCAGUACUGUAUCCCAAUAUUUAAGGGUGCUCCCUCGUGUAAUGAAUUUAAAAUAAAAGAAAAUUCCAAUUUGGAAUUCAAAUCAUUUCCAGUUAACUUCUAUUGCUUGAGUCCAAUUUCCUUCUCGUUCCACACCUGUGACCUCUUCUACUGCAUUUGGUUCUCCCAAUAUGGCCUCCUUUACAUCAGCGAGACCAAGUGUACACUGCUGCUUGCUCUGCUGGAUCUCCCCAUUGCUAACCAUUUUAACUCUCUUUCCCAUACUGAUCUGCCCUGGGCCUCCUCUAUUGCCAAAUUGAGGCCACACACAAUCAGGAGGAACUGCACCUUAUCAUCUUUUACACAGAGUGGUGAAUCUCUGGAGAAAUGUGCCCAUUUCUCUUUUUCCCUUAACCCCCCCCCCCCCAUCCAUUUGCACAUAUCCCUUCCUCUGGCUUCAUAUUUCACACCUUUUCCAUCCUUAUCUUUUUAUCUCACACUUUUCACCUUUGGUUUUUGUCCAACCAUAUGCCAAUCAAAACCCCCUUCAACUAUUUCUACACUCUGUCCCUCCACCACCUCUCGUCCACAUUUCUCCCCUCCUACUACAAUCGAUUUGAAGGGUCCUAACCCAAAACAUUGCCCAUCCAUGUUCUCCAGAGAUGCUGCCUGAUGCACCGAGUUACUCUAGCACUUUUAUUUUUGUAAACCAACAUCUGCAGUUCCUUGUGUCUGUGUCUUCCUUCAGACUUGGUCUGUUCAGCCCAUUGUAUAGAAUCUUUAUGGACUAACCCACCACCCUUUCACAACUAUUGUACAGAUUCUAAUGAAUGACCACUUCCUAUUCUUGCCAUUCAUCUGAAAUUCCAGAGGACUUAAUUCUUUCCCCUACAUGUCUGUUGAAUGGAAUCCCAUUGGAUUUACAGCUCCCCAUUCAGACCCAGUGUUUCAAUUCCUAAUGGACUGAAAUCCCUUAAUUUUUAGAUCCAUUGCAUGAAAUCUCUUAACCCAUCCCUUCCCAAGUUAUAGAAAGACACCGUUUAAGACAACCUAGCAAUUAUAACGAUAGACACAAAAUGCUGGUUCAGCAGGACAGGCAGCAUCUCUGGAGAGAAGGACUUCUCCCGCUGAGUUUCUCCAACAUUUUGUGUCUAUCUUCGAUUCAAACCAGCAUCUGCAGUUCCUAGGGCUCAAUUAUAAAGGAUUUAUUGGGAUUUUCUGUUUGGUUAAAUGACAGAGAAGAGCAAUUCACGGAAAUUGAGUUGUUUGUGAGUUUUAUUGUUAUUUUGUUGCUGCUAUGAAGCAAUAUAUGAUAAUUUGUAAAGUAUGUUGUAGUUUUUAUGACUUCUAGAGCUUGCAUAAAUGAGGUGCAUCAU
Amblyraja radiata (thorny skate) is the source of this 4154-nucleotide messenger RNA. Its product is annotated as sphingosine-1-phosphate phosphatase 2-like. Gene Ontology annotation, cellular component: endoplasmic reticulum membrane. Gene Ontology annotation, molecular function: sphingosine-1-phosphate phosphatase activity. The transcript has 5 exons. Bases 87 to 1283 code for a protein of 398 amino acids. Gene Ontology annotation, biological process: sphingosine metabolic process. Lineage: Eukaryota; Metazoa; Chordata; Chondrichthyes; Rajiformes; Rajidae. The record is from RefSeq and is a predicted model, not a curated record.